This is a messenger RNA of Pungitius pungitius (ninespine stickleback), 1161 nucleotides long. RefSeq names its product RUNX family transcription factor 2a (gene runx2a). Lineage: Eukaryota; Metazoa; Chordata; Actinopteri; Perciformes; Gasterosteidae. The transcript has 6 exons. Gene Ontology annotation, cellular component: nucleus. Gene Ontology annotation, molecular function: DNA-binding transcription factor activity, RNA polymerase II-specific; ATP binding; RNA polymerase II cis-regulatory region sequence-specific DNA binding. The coding region runs from base 146 to 1033 and encodes 295 amino acids. The record is from RefSeq and is a predicted model, not a curated record. Gene Ontology annotation, biological process: regulation of cell differentiation; chondrocyte differentiation; neuron differentiation.
GCGCCGCAGUGAACCUAAAAUAACAAGAUAGCAGAACAGAUCUGAGGCAAAUCAAAACACACACGCACGCGCGGGCGCGCGCACGCGCACAGAGGGCACAGGUGGUGCUGACCGCAGUAACUUCCCCUCCGGCAGUAGAAUCUGAAUGAUAAUACAGCGCAGUUCCCUCCUAUUCAAACACUGCGAUCCUGUGGUGAAGCGUCAGCCAACGCCAACGCCAUCGGCCACCAACCGCCACCUGGACGACCACGAUGCGAAGUCCCGCCUCCAGCGCAGCACAGCGCCACCCAGAGGCCUGGUGCAGACCGACAGCCCAAACUUCCUCUGCAGCAGCCUGCCGCAGCACUGGAGGUGCAACAAGACGCUGCCGAGAGCCUUCACGGUGGUUGCCGUGGGAAACGACGUGCCGGAUGGCGUGGUGGUCACAGUGAUGGCUGGCAACGACGACAACAGCAGCGCCGAGCUACGCAACGCCACGGCGACCAUGAAGCAAGGCUACGCCCACUUCAAUGACCUUCGCUUCAUAGGCCGCAGUGGGAGAGGCAAGAGCUUCACACUUUCCAUCAAUGUGCUGACGUCGCCGCCUCAGAUCGCCACCGUGCACAGGGCCAUCAAGGUCACCGUGGACGGACAGCGGCUGCCGAGACGACAGAGGCAGAAGGACGGAAAGUUCGGAGUUUUGCGGUUACCUAGCAACAGCACUUCAUCGUCAGAUCUAAGAUCGUUUUCCUGUCGGUGGACCAAUGAGCCGUCGCUGCUGGCCUCCUCGUUCACUCCAAGUCCCAGAAUGCACCACCUGCCUUCUCUCUCUUACUCCACCCAGCCCACGGGGUACACCUCCUUCCUGUCCUCUCCUCCCCCCCCCGCGCUGAGCCACAGUGGUCCGUUCCAGCCGAGCAGCUUCUACUACGGGCCGAACCAAACGUACCAAACCGCGGGGGAGGAGCGCAACGCCGUCACAACUCUGGCCAAUUACAUUGAAGGGGCGUGUCUCCCAAUGAGGGGGGAGGAGCCUGUAUGGAGGCCAUAUUGAUGACAACUUUAAAUUAAAAAACGUUUUUGUUUGCCUUAACUUUUAUGUUUUUACUUGUUGGAUUUUUAAGGCACUAUUAUUCAUAGUUAAAUAUAUUCUGAUUGAUGAUGAUUUAAAAAAUAAAUCAA